This is a messenger RNA of Ostrinia furnacalis (Asian corn borer), 1451 nucleotides long. RefSeq lists its product as uncharacterized. The coding region runs from base 73 to 1332 and encodes 419 amino acids. NCBI's taxonomy places the organism in Eukaryota, Metazoa, Arthropoda, Insecta, Lepidoptera, Crambidae. The transcript is spliced from 3 exons. Gene Ontology annotation, molecular function: DNA binding; protein dimerization activity. Gene Ontology annotation, biological process: regulation of DNA-templated transcription. The record is from RefSeq and is a predicted model, not a curated record.
AUAUCGUGUCGAGCCCCCGUCGGGAGCAGACGUGUCUGUGAUCUGUGAAGUGCCAGUGACGUAGUGAACAAUAUGCCGUGCAGCGAGGAUGACGACUCCCAAACUGGGUUCAUGUCAGAUUCUACCAGAGGGAUGUCCAAAGCUGAAUUGCGAAAGACGAAUAAACCGAUAAUGGAGAAGAAGCGGCGCGCGCGCAUCAACCAGUGCCUUAACGAGCUCAAGGACCUGCUGAUAGAUUCUACCAACACCGACCCAGCUCGCCACUCCAAACUGGAGAAAGCCGAUAUCUUGGAGCUGACGGUGAAGCACCUUCAGACGCUGCAGCGGCAACAGCUGGCCGCUGCCAUCGCUGCCGACCCCGCUGUGUUGCAGCGCUUUAAAGCCGGCUUUGGAGACUGCGCUGUUGAAGUCAGAAGAUACCUCUCCCGCCUCGCCAGUGUUCCAACCGGUCUUCGCCACCGAUUGGGAAACCAUCUCCACUCUUGCAUCAACGGUAUCGAACGCCUCAACCCCCCCGCAGACUACCCAUUAAUCCCCGACCCUCUCAGACUAGAAGAUGAAAGACCCAGCGCGUUCCACUUCGUACGCUCAACCAAACCCACUAGCCCACCCCUCAGCCCAUUAUCCUGCGAUUCCGCUUGCGACUCCUCUACAGAACUCGAAACACCACCAAGACCAGUCCAGACCUUCCCAUUCCCUACUCCACCGAGUAGAUCCGCGUCAGAUCAAGACUCGAGCCCCGAGACACAAAAACCUACCGUUUCAUCCACAACCAUAUCGCCGGAAACUUUAAAGCAGGAGGCUAUUAGAAACAAAAAGUAUAUGGAACCUCUAUCCAUUAUCAUAGACGUGGAAAACUACAAAAUAGGAAUCGACGCGUCACCCAAGAGAGCGGUAGAUUACUCCAUGAGGAGUAAGUUGAAGAGACCGGUAGUUGAAGCUACAGGGCCCGCGCCAAAACUGAUCAGGAUAGAGCCUGAGCGAACUGUGAUACCAGAGAGGAUGGACAACAAACUGAUCUACGUUAGGAAGUCACCAGAAAAGUCAGCGUUCAGGAGAGUUUCAGAAAAAACCUCUGUGUACCCAGAAAAGAGAUUGACACUUCCCGAAAGUAUAACCACGCCUAUGGAGAGACCGUCGUUGAUAAGUCCCGAUUUAGUGCCUGUGAUGCCGAAAACUGUGAUAAGUCAUACGGCGGCGUCGCUCGCUCAGUCUUCUAGUAGUCAAGUGAGGGACGAACAAAGGGCCGACGUCAGGGACCAAAGGGAACCAGACACGGGCUCAAGGUCCCCCGAAAAAAGUACAAGUACUGAAAUGUGGCGGCCUUGGUGAGAUUCGAUGGUGAUAUUAUAUUCUGAAGUUAUGGAAUGAAGCUUUAAAAUUACCCUGUGGUAUACAAUUUAUAUUGUUAAGAUAUAUUAAGAGUAUUAUUAAAGAGUUUUUAAGUUUUA